ACGUGCAGGGAGAGGGGGUCACGUGCAGGGUGAGGGGGUCACGUGCAGGGUGAGGGGUCACGUGCAGGGCGAAAGGCGCGAACGCCGCGUGAGGGUCACGACGUCUCGGCAAUGGCCACAGCCAAACGGAAGUGUGUGUCACAUUUGUCGCUGCAGUACAACUCCUCAAGGAGAAGCAAGGGGCUUGGCGACCAAGAGAAAGAGGAGGACUUGGCCUGGGUGCAGUGUGAGCACUUGGAUUGUCAGAAGUGGCGGUCCAUCUCGGUCAAGGAGAUGGCGUCCCUUGCGGUCGAGCUGCCAUGGUAUUGCCACAUGAACGGCGACAUUUCCCACAGUUCCUGUGAGGACCUUGAAGAACCCUACCCCAGCAUUGAGGAGCUCACCUGCCAUGGCCUGGAAGUGGUGUUUUCUCAUAAUUACCAAACGGGCAGCCUCGUGUGGGCGAAAAUGACAGGCUAUCCUCGAUGGCCAGCUGUUGUGUGUCCAGACCCAGACAAUGGCAAGGAUAUGAACCGAAAACAUAAUGAUGUCAGCUAUCAUGUGGAAUACCUUGGUCAACCACGGAGUAGAAAAUGGAUUAACGUACAACAAAUGGAACCAUUUUCUCAACUAAAGAAUGUGCCCUCUAAAGCCAGAAACGGGGGUUGGCUGAACACAGCACUAAAAGAAGCGAAUGAAAUGAUAUCAAUACCCUGUGAAGAAAGACUACAUUUAUGUCACUUUACAGGUUCUAACAGCACAGGUGAAGAAAUGUUGCAAGAAACAUAUCACUUGCUCAUGGAGGUGGAUAUAUUGAAUGAAAAUAUGAUCGACAAAAAGAAAUGUGAUAGUCAGCCUUACACUCAACGUUCAUUUCACGAAGAGAGCUUUCAAAAUGAUGAGGACAGUCCAGAUGAGCUUGUGAAAGCUAAAACAAUAUAUUCAGACGACUCUGUAGAAAUGCAGCAUUCUAGUCUAUCCAAUGAAUAUGAGGAGAUGGAAAACUUGCUGGAAGAAACAGCUGCCUGGCUACAAGAUGAUGGCUAACACCACAGCAUUUAGUAUUUUAGCACUUGUGAAAAGAAUGUCACAUGUAAAAACACAACUAACCAACAAACUUUGUUCUAUUUCACUUAUUCGCUGUGGAAUUUAAACUUUAUUUCCACGUAAUAUGCACAAUAUUACCUGGCAAAGUUUCAUAUAAUAAUUACAUUGUAAAUGUUAAUGCUGCCGCAUGUUAUCUUAACUCACCGUUUCCGUUGUUAUUACUGUGGUAUAUAGUCUAUUCUGGCAAAAGGAAUGCAAGCACUUCUUCUUGGCUGGACAUGGUUAAUAGAGCUAACAUCUUUAGAGGGCAUUUGUUUCGUCCAAUUGUGCCGAUAAAUCUUGACAUUUUCAAAGAACCAAUUAGCCUAUGCUGCUGAUAUGUAUAGUUUAUGUACUGUAUAGUGUUUCCUUUGGAAUACAGUGAUGUAUAGCGAAAUAUCACUUGCAUUAAAAGUGUUAUCUAUACAAAUUUGAACUAUAACACCUGUUUUAAUUUGCUAUGCAUUUUCUAUAUCAUUUUGGAGCAGUACAACAAUAAUUUAGUCUAUUUAAAUGCACGAAUUGCUGGUGACACGUAAUACAUGUACUUUUGCUGUAAUUAAUUACACAAAGGCCUUUAAAUGCUGUAAUGACUUGUAAUUACAGUACAGAAAAAGGGCCUUUAGCUAAAGAGAGGGGCAUCUAUUGUAAUUCAUCAAAUAAGUGUAAACUAACGGCACAUUCUGCAGUUAGCCUGCAUGUGGAGUUUACCAUUAGGCUGUUAUGAGGUGGAGAUAUAUAAGCAAUGACCAAAUACAGAUGAGAUUUAAUUUUCAUCUCCCCCCUGAAACUCAACAUGUACAUUUUACAAUUAAAAUGGUUUAUUAAAAAUAAAACAAGUGUGUUGAUUGUAGAUUUCACUUGUUUUCUGUUUUAUUCUAUGGUUUCUUAAAUUGGCUUACUA
This is a messenger RNA of Lethenteron reissneri (Far Eastern brook lamprey), 1969 nucleotides long. Its product is annotated as zinc finger CW-type PWWP domain protein 2-like. Gene Ontology annotation, molecular function: zinc ion binding. Gene Ontology annotation, cellular component: nucleus. Lineage: Eukaryota; Metazoa; Chordata; Hyperoartia; Petromyzontiformes; Petromyzontidae. The record is from RefSeq and is a predicted model, not a curated record.